This is a messenger RNA of Oldenlandia corymbosa var. corymbosa, 1043 nucleotides long. The record is from the annotation of a GenBank genome assembly. NCBI's taxonomy places the organism in Eukaryota, Viridiplantae, Streptophyta, Magnoliopsida, Gentianales, Rubiaceae.
GAUUGACCUCUACCAACCAAUCCAUUAUCCGACUUCGCUGAAAUCAUUUCUCACAGGCCGGCCUCUCAUUUCGGCGCGGAAACACUCCGAGAAACGGCCGUCGCACCGGUGGCGUAGGGACUCCGGGACUUUUGUCAGGAGAGGUUUAUCUCGGUAUUAGAGACCAGGUUGGUGAUUGCAGCCAGAUAAUUCCUCUAAGCUUCAUGAGUCUGAUGGAGUAGACUUUUGUUGAAAAGAAUAGUUGGUUUUUGUAAGAUUUGCCGUCAUGGAAGCCAAAUUCUUUCGCUUUCUUAAAAUUGUUGGUGUUGGUUUCAAAGCCAGAGCUGAAUCAGAAGGUCGUCUAUUGUUUCUGAGAUUAGGCUAUAGCCACGAAGUUGAAUUGGCUGUACCUCCAGCGGUACGUGUGUUUUGCUUCAAAAACAAUACAAUUUGCUGCACAGGACUCGACAAGCACAGGGUACAUCAAUUUGCAGCUGCUAUCCGUAGUUGUAAGCCUCCAGAGGUUUACAAUGGCAAAGGCAUCAUGUACACUGAUGAAGUGAUAAAGAAGAAGCAGGGGAAGAAAAAGUAGCUGAUACGUGGUUGCCUAAGACUAGAAUGUGUCUGCCUCUAUGGCCUAAGAAUGUGCAUGACCAAAAUUAAGUCAGUAGAAGUUCAGUUCAGCGUUUAUUUAGUAGUGCAGCGUUGAUUUUCAAGCAAAUGCAAUUCAAGGCAUUGCUGCUUUUUGGGGAUUUUACCUUUUGAUGCUUGUGGGGUCCUAUUAACAGUCCCCAGUCAAAUUUUUGUGAUAUUAUGAAGCAAAAUUCUUUGGUUCGAAACCCUAGGAUUGGAAUUGGGUGUUCUUAAGCAAAAGUUUACAGCUUGGUCCUUUUUCUGUUAGUAUAUGUCCCAAAUAUUUUUACUUUUCACCUUCAUUAUGCUUUGGAUUAAUUAAACAUUGUGACUUGGCUACUUACACUUGUCACUUAUGAUUCAGAAUCUGCUGAUGAAAACGGGGCACACUUAUGGGUUCUGAAUCUUCUGAUGUUCUUGUAAAUCACUGC